This is a messenger RNA of Bursaphelenchus xylophilus (pine wood nematode), 1654 nucleotides long. The record is from the annotation of a GenBank genome assembly. NCBI's taxonomy places the organism in Eukaryota, Metazoa, Nematoda, Chromadorea, Rhabditida, Aphelenchoididae.
AUGAAACGGCCAACACUGACCACAAGAUGCCUUGCAAAUUUUCUGGAGCACAAUAUAGCAGCAAUAUCAACUACCACUGCCUUGACUUCAACAGAAGUGGUCGAAAAAAUCUUUGUAUGUUCGAAAGUCAUGAAUAAUAUCGGUUUAGCUGCUCAACAACAAGUCUUUGAGUCUCCUCCAUGCUGAAAGUGACUCGUUGUUCUUGAUCCUUCAACGGACUGGGACUGGAAUUAAGCUGCGAAAUAAAUGGACCGUCUAUAUUGCCUAUCAUAAACUUCAGAGGUUCCUCUUGAUUUCACAGUGUCCAAAAGUGGCUAUUCAGUUCGACACCGAUGGGUUAGGACAUAUUGUGUUUCGAAAAUCGACUGUCAUGCUAGCAAGAGCUUUGAAAGGUAAAAUUUUAUUGAUCUCUUGAUUUUUAGGUGGAAUGUGUCAAGUGUAACAUAAUUUAAUGGAAUUUCUGCAAUGCACGGUGAAAUAGUCUAAUUUUUAGAUAAUUCAUUUAUCACUCGGCUCGAUCUGAACCUUCUACCAACUUCAAUCCGGACAGGAAAGGAGAGAUGUCUGGUAAAACAAGUUCUGUCCGAAAUUAUACAUAAGACUCGGGAAAUCCGAGGAUUUUCAAUGGAAUUCUUGCCGUUUUUAGACUUCCUAAGUCGGGAAGGACUUGUAAACCUUGAAUACUUGGAUGUGAGACUUAGCUAUUGCUGGAAAUGUAAGUUUUUUGAUUUCUUGUCUAAUUUUAGGUACCUCCCAUGUAUAAGAUAAUUAUGGCCUUUUAUCGCUGAUUUUUUCAGAUCUCCCUCCAUUGCUGACUAUACCAAUCAACCACCUUCGAAUUCAAGGGGACUUUAUCAAGUAUCUGGCGUAUAGUGAAGGGUGAGAGAGGGUUUAUAUUAUUCAUGGGGAAUGUAAACAAAACUUUUAUAACUCUAAUAUUCUGCAGUCACCAGUUGAAUCCACACCUGGAGAAGGUCGAAAUUGACAGUACACUGGAAUAUAUUGGAAUGCCCGACUUCAUAAAUGAAUUCAAAAGAGCUAUGACCAGUUUCGCCAAGGAAAUUUCGAGUCGGGAGAGAGUUUUCAUCAUAAGAGGGCCGAAUUUCUACGAAUAUGGGCCGGUAGGUUUAUUUUGAUAUUGGAAUCUUUCUGAUUCUUCUUUCUUCUGACUUUUAGGUGGAUACUUGGUCUUUUUUACGCAGAAAACCCCAACAAAUGCCAUGUAUAAGCUCUGAAAAUCUACAAUAUUGGCAUAAGGUCUAAAAAUCCAUAAUAUUGGCUAACAUUCUAGAUGACAGACCUGUUAGACACUGUCCAAAUCAAUUUAUACCGAGCCAACUCGCUGCUUGAGAUCGCCACGGCCAUCGAUGUGAAAAUAGACUCCAUUCUAAUAAUUGGAGCUGCUUCUGUCCAAGAUGUAAGGGAAUUUCAAAAUUUUUGUGCUCUAUUCCUACUACAGAUAAUUACCCUCAAAUUUCAGAUCAUAAUAAGUUCGUGGAAGAAGAUCGUCAAGGAUUAUAUUAGCUUCAACUUCCUCAAGGUGGAGAUGGAGUCCAAAAGUGAAAAAGAAGCGUAUUUUACAUUGAUAUCUCAUACCGGUACCAAAAUCGAGUUUAGAAUUAAUUGUACAGAAAUUGUCGAGCAAGAGGAUUGA